GACCCUGUGGUGGACAGGUCAACCUUGGACCCCACUUGCCUUCAGAGGUGUGACAUCUGGUGGAUUCGUGAAGGGGGCCACGUCAUGUGUUUCGGCGCCAGCCCUCAACUUGCGCGGCGCUUGCGCAAGUGGGUUGAGCAUCGGCCGCAGCCCGCCUGA
Symbiodinium pilosum is the source of this 159-nucleotide messenger RNA. The record is from the annotation of a GenBank genome assembly. Lineage: Eukaryota; Dinophyceae; Suessiales; Symbiodiniaceae.